AUGCUGAUUAUAGACAACCAGCCGGUUCCGCGCAAUCUCGCGGGCACGGCGCUGCUCCGUUACCUCCUCACGCAUCCGAGCCUCGUCGCUGGCUCGGAUGAGUUCUUUCGCCGAACCGGCCGCUCAGGCUCGGAAGCCGGUCCUGUCCCUGGUCCAUUCCGUGCUAAGCACGAUGAAGGAGAGAAUUUUGCGCGGCCGGCAUGCGGUAGCGACGAUCGUUUGUCCGACAGUCAUGCUGCCGGCCAGCCGGCAAUACAGUCAACCCUCAGCACCCCACCGGCAACUCUUCCCUCCCCCGCCACUCCUUCCGCGCAUCUUGGCCCAAACCCUGGGGGAUCACGCUCCCCCAGUUUGGCUGCCGCGCGUGCAGCGGAAAAGCUGAGAUGCGCGGAGGCGCAAGGAGGCGCAGGGGAGGGGGAAGUGGGGAACCUGCGGAACGCAGGUGGCCGUGACGGCGCCGCGUGUAACGGCGACGUUAACGGUAGCGGGAUCUCGGUGUGCCGAGGGCGGGAGGGCGGAGGGGGCGAGUGGAUGCGCCGGCAGCGGGACCUGCUGGGCGGCGCGGGGAGCCGCUCUCUCGGCGCGCCACGUGGCGAGGAAUCUACUGCUGACACGUGUGAUGCUGGCAGUGAUGCGCUUCCCCGCGCGAUUUGGCGCAGUUUGAGUGCGAGUGUGCUUAAAGCGCGUGAUGCUGCAGCGGGGAUAACUGGUGGAUAUACUGUUGGUAGCGGGGCUGCUGGUAACGGUGAUGCUGGUAGCACUGCUGACGGUUGUGAGCGCAAUGCCGCGCUGCCGCUGGAGACGGCCACGCCUCCGCGUGCCUCCACUCGUGCAGGCGAAGAAUGCGCGGCAGGGGUGGCAGGAGAAGCAGUAGCGGCAGCACCAGCGGAGGAAGCGGCACGGAAUGCGGAAUGCGGCUUGUUCGAUCGCCUAAAGUGGCACGGAGAUGGGGACGGAGCGCGCAAGCUUGGACCGGGGGAAGGGGCGCGCGCGCAACUAGAGGGGGGCGGUGGGGCGGGAGAUUGCGGGAAAGAGGGCGCAAGGAAGGCGGACGGGGGUGAGGCGCAGCAGGGACGGCCGGAGCGGCUGGUGUACGUGGCGCAAGCUGAGGUGGCAACUGCUGACGUGGACCUGGUUGACGUGAUAGGCACGGACGAGAUGACGACGUGUGUGGCGGUGGCGCUGCGCCAUCCGCGCACGGGGCGCACGGCGCUGGCGCACGUGGACGCGUCGCUCUGCGCCCUGCGCGCGCUCGCCACCAUGCUCGCCUCGCUGCGCCUCGCCCCGCACGAUCCGACUCCCCUGCAGCUGCACCUGGUGGGCGCGUUUGACGACGACCCGGGGCACACAGAGAGCAUCCACGCCGCGUGGGAGGAGGAGCAGGAGAGGCAGGAGCAGGAGCGCGUGCGGCAUGAGGAAUCACAAGAGCAGCAGCAGCAGGGUUAUCAGGAAGGGAGCGGCAGCGGGCGGCAGUCAGGGUGCAAGCGCAGGCGAGCCCCCAGCCCAGCCAGUGGCGGCAGUAACAGGGCCAUGCGCGCAGGGCCAGGAGCGGAAGUAGGGGCAGGAGAGAGAGAAGAAGCAGGAGCAGGAGAGGGAGGUGCACAUGGCAGCGCCUGGCCACACGGCAACCCAUCAAGCCCUGCGGCAGCAGCAUCGCCAUCCCCAGCCACAGCACCACCCAUGCAUCCCUUGCACCUGGAUGCCACCCCACACCACCACCCCACGCCACUGCACCUCUCCUCCCCUCCACAGCACCUUCCGCCGUCGUCUCUGCUUCCUCCGCUUCCCACCGCCACCCCGAACAGCCCGUACUACAGCCUUUCCCGCGCGGACAGCGCCCCCUUCGCCCCUCCUCUCCCCGCGGGCACGUCCCUGCCAGUAGCCUGCGCGCUGGUGACCGCGCUGCACGCGCUCCCGCGCCUCUUCCGCCUCUGCACGCUCGCGCUCCUCCCCCUCAACACCACGUGGGACCCCUCCCGCCGCGCCCCUGUGCCCCGCACGCGCGGACUGGCGGUCCACGUGGCGUCUGGGGAAGCCUCCCCGCGCGUAUUCACCCCAGAAGAGCGCGGGCCUGAUGCUGUGCUGCGGAGCGUGCUGCUGUUCUUUGGGGAAGGGGGAGAGGCGGAGGAGGAGGGGAAGGGGGAAGCGGAAGGGGAGGCGGGUGGGUGGUGGAGAGGGGGGUCGGGGGAGGAGGAGCGGUUGGUGGCGGAGGGGCGCGAGGGGGGAGAGGGGGAGGGGCGGGAGGGGCGCCGUGAGGGCAGUGUGUGUACGCCUGAGAAAGGGCGGCCUGUUGAUGCUGCUGCACGCACUGGUGGUGGCACUCCGGCUAGCGGCGGUACUGGCAGCACACGCGCACACAGCACUCCCUCCUCCUCCCCUCUCAUUCCCUCCUCGCUCUCCUCCUCCUCCCCUUCCCCACUCCUGUCCUCCUCCUCAUUCUCCCCUCUCCUUUCCUCUUCGCCGUCUCCCUCCCUACCGCCGCUCGCAUCCUCCCCUACUCUGCUCUCCACCCUGCCACCCGCCGCGCUGCCACCGCUCUGCACCGCUCUGUGCGGCCCACUCUGUCCCCAGGGCCGCCUUACCCGCUUCUACGACACUCAAAUUGACAGAUUCGUGCUGCCGCCCACCAGGCUCAUGGAUGCAGCAGCACUGGCCCGGCAGCGCCUGAGCAUGACGGAUCACGAGCUGCUGCACGCCAACUCCACAUCGCCACUGGCUGAGGGCCCCGACUUCCUGCCCUUCAUCCGCAGCUGCUACCGCCUGCUAGCCCAGUCACCAGACACAGACACGCUCUUCCCCAGCGGCGCCCCCCGGGUCUUCACACGCGAUCCCUCCUCGCAGUGCUGGCAGCGCGCACCGUCCCCCCUGCCCCCGCGCACGCCGCUCAUGCUGUACCGCGCGUACCGCUCGCGGCACCUGCACUCGCUCUCCUCGCUGCUCUGCUCCCUGCCCUGCUGGCCCUGGCUCUGA
Closterium sp. NIES-65 is the source of this 2970-nucleotide messenger RNA. The record is from the annotation of a GenBank genome assembly. NCBI's taxonomy places the organism in Eukaryota, Viridiplantae, Streptophyta, Zygnematophyceae, Desmidiales, Closteriaceae.